Messenger RNA from Zeugodacus cucurbitae (melon fly), 6830 nucleotides. It is a transcript of the gene MnM, whose product is annotated as muscle M-line assembly protein unc-89. The coding region runs from base 525 to 5399 and encodes 1624 amino acids. Gene Ontology annotation, molecular function: protein binding. The transcript has 3 exons. The record is from RefSeq and is a predicted model, not a curated record. NCBI's taxonomy places the organism in Eukaryota, Metazoa, Arthropoda, Insecta, Diptera, Tephritidae.
AUUUCAAACACUUCUACUCGGAAGCUUAUCCCAGACAGCAGAUACUACAGCUGCGAAUUAUGUACGCGGCGUCCGCUCGACGGGAUUAUUUAACGUUGAAAAUGGACUGCGCCGUUAGUCCAGUGUAUAAUAUUCUUUGAAAUUUAAUAAAUUUUGAAUUUAAUCAAAAAAUUUUACCGUUAAAAACUCUAGUGGAAGUGCAAGUGUUGCGAAAUCAUUGUGAAAAAAGUGAGUACAAAUUGGUGCUUCUGAAAAGCAGCAAGUAAGAUUCCAAUCGAUGUGGCUCAACUAACCGUUCUAACGUUUUGCUGUUGGUGUUGGUGUCGGUGGCAUAGUUGUUGGUGUUGCAAAAUUCAUGCUGAUGCGUUGGCAAUUUCCGUGAAUUCAUCGUCAUCAUUGUCAACCGUUGCGAAAAUAAAUCAGUAUAUCCACGCAAGAUAUAACCAAAAAUUUAGUGCUACGAGGCGUGUUGUUGCUGGCGUGGAAAUUUACGAAAUUGUCAAGAAAACUCGAAAACUCAAAAAAUGGGCAAUCAACAGGGAAAAUUACAAAAUCAAAAUCAAAGCGGAAGACCCAAAAAAGUUGUUACUUGGAAAUCAGCAGAACGACCCUCUCCACCGGGACGUCCCGUGUUAAUACCACUUUCCGAACAGCAACCGGAUGUCGUCAACUUACGUUGGGAGCGUCCGAAGCUGGAUGGCGGUUCACCUAUAACAGGCUAUGUUGUCGAACAUCGUCGUAUGGGUUCGCCACAUUGGGUACGCGCCACACCCGUAGCAGUGCCACAAUGCGAGGUAUCAAUUAGCGGUUUAGAACCCGGUUGGCGUUAUCAAUUUCGCGUAUUUGCCGAGAAUAUUGUGGGUCGCUCGGAUCCCAGUGACCUAUCUGAUGCACUUACAGUCACACUACAGCGCACCGCCAUCUGUGUACCGAGUUUUAUUGAGGAGCUGCAGGAUCGCCAGGCUGUCGAAGAUGAACGUAUUGAAUUUCGUGUGCGUGUGGUGGGACAACCAGCACCGGAAAUCAAUUGGUUCAAAGACGGUUAUGAAAUAUUCAGUAGUCGACGAACGAAAAUUUUAAACGACAACGACGUCAGUGUCUUGAUUAUUCACCAAGUGGCGCUCACCGAUGAGGGUGAAAUCAAGUGCACGGCGACAAAUCGAGCUGGCCACGUGGCCACUAAGUCCCAGCUAAUGGUGCAAGCACCGCCAAAAAUACGUCUACCACGCACCUAUGAAGAUGGUUUAAUCGUCGAGUCGGGUGAGGUAUUGCGUUUGAAAGUUGGUGUGGCUGGGCAACCACCACCGGCUGUUACAUGGCUGCACGAGGGCGAGGUAGUGCCUAAUGGUGGACGCUUUGAAAUUUCAAACACCGACCGUAAUUCAUUGCUUAAAAUCGACAGUAUACAGCGCGAUGAUCGUGGCGAGUACAGUGUGCGCGCGUGGAAUCGGUUGGGCGAAGAUGUGACCUCAUUUCUGGUCACAGUUACUGCGCGUCCGAAUCCGCCGGGCAAAGUACGACUCAACAUGUCGUUUGGCAAGUCGGCGACACUGUCGUGGACAUCGCCACUCGACGAUGGCGGUUGUAAAAUCGGCUAUUAUAUUGUCGAAUAUUUUCGUGUUGGUUGGAACGUUUGGCUUAAAGCGGCCACCACCAGGUCCCUCAGCACCACAUUACAUGACUUAAUCGAAGGUUCCGAGUAUAAGUUUCGCGUGAAAGCUGAAAAUCCAUACGGCUUGAGCGAUCCUAGUGAGGAAUCCGAAGUACUCUUCAUACCUGAUCCGAAACGUGGCAUAACGAAACCAAAGUCUGACUCCAAACUAACAGAGGAAAAAAGCAAGCCGGCACCGCCACGUCGCAAAGCAUUAUCUCCACCGCGUCCGCAUGCGGAUGCGUCGACGGAAAUAUCACCUGGCGCAUUGCGUAAACCAAAACCACAAUUGGUCGAUACGGAAGUUCUACAUCGAGAAAUGUCCUAUGGGACAGCCGAUAAGGCGCUGAAGCUGGACAUACGUCGUAGUCCGUCGAACCCUAAUACACAACAACAAUCUUCACCAGGCUCACCCGGCACUAAUGCGUUAACUAUGAGCACAAAACCGUCACUCACACCGUCCCCAACAUCGCCAACUGCAAAGUCACCACAACGUUCACCAUUGGCUGAAAAGAAGUCGAUGCCACAAUUCCUACAGCAAUUACUACCAUCUAAGGAUAAGUCGCCAUCACCAUCGGCACACAAGCCAACGCCAGCAUUGGCAACUCCAGAACCAGAACUGACGCCCGAAAAACCAUCCACACCGGAGCUAUCGCGUUCCUCAUUAAAUCGCAAGCAUAGCCUUAGUCCUCUGCGCAAUAGUCCCACUCCACCAGAAGUGAUUAACAAGACACCAGCUUUGCAACGCAGUACCGAACCCGUGCAUCUGGGUGUUAAUCAGCAGGUACGGCGUCUUUCGGGACACAGUCUUAGUCCUGCGAAAAAUGCACCAUCCUUAGCUGUUGCCAUAGCGACAGGAGCGCUUGGCACGAUGGCUAUGCAAACAGAAAAUUCGCCCGAAAUAAAAAAGCGAGAACGUAAACAGGCAACCGCAGACCGAAAUGAGCGACCCAAAUUGAGUGAAACUACUAAACGCCUAGACCAGAAGUACCAGGAAAUACAGCGCGAUCAUCAAGAAGAUUUUAUGCAAGCAGAGAGAGGUGAACGACGUGAACAUUUCGAUACGCGAAAAACACAACUCGAAGAGCUUGAAAGUCAACAACAGUUGAAACGGAAGGAGCAAAGAGAGAAACUCGAACAAACGCAGAGAGACAAACAGGCAGAGUGGAUUGAAUGGGUUGAAAAAGCGAACGGAAACAAUGCGGCCCUACAGAAUAAAAACCAUACCAAUAACCACAACAACAAUCACAAAAAGCAAAACGUCUCAACCCUCACAAACCCCACCAUACAAAUUAGUGCACCGCCACCUGCCAAGGAGCCCAUUUCGCCAUCUCCGCCCAACAGUCCGCUCUCUCUAGCGGAGAAACAUGAUGAUGUGCACACCAGCAACGAAUUUAUGUUAGUCGUCUUCGAUAAACAUAGUAAAGUUAAGGAUAAAAAUAAGCAAGACUCCUUUGAAUUGGAUCUAGAAGAUGCACUACAACCACCACCGAUUUCGAUCUCUUCACCGGAUCUCGCCUCACUAGAAUUUACAAAUCUACACACCUUCCCACUUCGACGUUCGGUUAGCUCCACGGAGCUUUUGUACGAACGAGCCAUGGCACGCUUUUACGAAGCGGUCGAACUGGAGGAAGCUGAAAAAGCGCGCAAGUUAAGAAAUAUACAAGAUAAAGAGAAGCACAAAGAAAAUGAGAAAGGCUGGGAAAAGGAUAUGGAUAAACCAAUUGCUGGCGGCGGUUUACAACCACCUUUCGUGCGCAAGCGUCUCGGCUCUAUGACUGAAGCGGAACGUCUAUCUUUCGAACGCCGCAGUGAGUUACGACGUCAGUCCGAGAGUUUUGUACAAGAUCUCAAAACAGCCGUAGCACGUUGGGGUUCACGUGAAAAUUUGUCUGGCACGAAAAUGCUUUCACGUACGACCGGUAUGCUACUAAACAAGGAUGAAAGUCGUGACGAAGAUGAAAGGGGGGCAGAAGAUUACGACGCUGAAGAUUAUGAUGAUUUGCUAGAAGGUGAUACUGCUAGCGGCUAUCAGGCUAGAGCAGAACCUACGAAGCAGGCAAGCUUUGAAAUUGAAUCGGACUACACUGAGAGCACAGCAAGCUCAGAAGAUGAUUCAAUUGAGAAAUUCAAAAUGGAAUUGAGAGCGCGCACAAAAACACCAAGUCCACCGAGAGCUAGUCCACCUAGAGACCAUAUGGAAACUUAUCAUCCUCGUAAUAUGUCGGCAGGUGUGUUUACGCCAUAUCGUGCGGCUUUACCGGAUAAUGCAGCAGUCGUACUGACGCGCCCAGCACCGCUCACCGACCCAGACUUUGUGCCGAAGCCGAUUUUGAAACGACCGUCGAAUGAGAAUGUGCAACCGCUCGUCGAGGCGGCGCUAGGGAACAAUAACAAUAAUAAUAGCAAUAAUAAUGUAAGGAAGAAUAGUUUGGAGAACGUUGAAAGCCUAAGCGACAACCAUAAAGAUCAGAACGCCAACAACACUGCCAGCCAGGAGAAGUCCGGUUUUGCCGAAAGUUUCAUGUCAUUCUUCAAGCGUGAUGCGCGUUCAAACGCGGAGAAAACUACCGAGGAAAAUGCCGGUGCCAGCGCUCUUACUGGUAAACCGAUACCUUUAAGUCCCACUGUCGUCGCCGCCGAAUUGGAAGCACAACGUAAGGCUAAAGAAGAGGAGAAUGCCAAGCGACAGGAAGCCGAAAGCGCAAUGCGUGAAGAAUCAUACGCCGUUGUGGAUCACUACAGCGAUAUUGUAAGUCAGAUCAGCACCACACGCAAGUAUCACACACCACUCUAUCUCGACAAGAAUGAAUUGCAAAAGGCUGGCGACAAAAGAGAUUAUGACGAAGAAAUGCGUAUGCGUCGCUCGCAAUCACCUGACGGUGGUCUUAUGCCACCCAUAAGUAAUAAGCCGCGUCUCUCAAUAUCCGAACGUGGUCAAUUAGUGCAUGUACGUGAAACCGGCAGUGGCAUGGCAUACACCGAACACCCCAAGGAAGCGGUGCCGGAUACACCAACGCCGAGUGAGGACAGCUCACAAGCUUUUAUCAUGCCAUCAGUGAAAGAGAGCAAACCGCCAACUAUUAACAACAAAGUAAACACCACUACUCCCAUAACACCCACAACUACAACAAUAAUGUCGGAAUUGCUGGCAAAUGAUGAGAGCACCACCGCUGAGGUAAUCAGCGAAACAACCUACGAGCGUCCAGAUUCACGCGGACGCACACGCAUCGUCAAGGUCAAGCGUAUCAUUAAGAAGCGUGUGCCAUCACGCUCCAGAGAUGCUUCACUCAACCGGCCACCAUCAAGCGCUGCAUCGCAGCAAGAUAUAGAUUUUGAGAUUCCCAACGAAUCGCAAGCGCCGGUCAGAAGACGUGUGCUCUCGCGUACACGCACCUCUACCGGACAAUCAAAGUCACCCGGACCCUACGGCAGACGACCGCUACCAGCAGCAUCAGCAAUGGCCACUGGUGUGCUGCCGCCACCACCCGAAGUGUUACUCUCCAUGAUCGCAAACGAGAAGCAGGAGACGAAGAGCGUGGAACAGCUGGAGGAGGAGGCGCAUGAAAAAGUCCGUUCCGCGCUCAGUUAUUCCACCGAUUUGGUCCUGUUUAUGGUGGCUUGCUAUGUUUAUCUCUUCAAGGAUGCUUGGCUAGUUUUGCCCAUAUUAUCUCUGAUGAUCUACAGACAAUUAGGCGACUUCAUUAAUGAUUGCAUACCGAAAUGGAUGAAACGGAAAAAGAAUUGAUAAAGAGAGAGUUUCAAAGAAUUAAUAAUAGUGUGACUAAACAAAGACAAACUAUCACUGGACAUACUAAAGAGUAUAUGGAAAACUACAUGAUAAGACACAUAACGAAUGCAUUGCAAUUGUUGGAGAGUACGAGCGCCUUUUCACGAAGAGCGGAUAAAGGCAGCCGAAGUGCUUGCCCGGUCCUUAGCGAUUUUUUUGAACUAUUGAGGGGGAGGAAGCGUGAAAUAAACAGUUUAAUUGAAAUAAAUCGGAAGUGAAAUAAAAAGUUAUAAUAUUUAAAUAAAAAAAUACUAUUAAAAAAAAUUAAUAGAAUGUUUUGAAAAGUGAAGCAAUUUAAAUCAAGAAUAAAAAAAAAUAUUUUUAAAAAAUAAAAUUAUUAAUAAAUAUAAUAAGUGAUAAAAAGUUAUAAUAUUUACUAAAAAAUAAUUUAAAAAAAUUAAAUAUGAUUUUAAAAUGUGAAUAAAAUUUAUUUUCCAAUGCACUAACAAUUAUUUAAAAAAAAUAAUAAAAAAUAAUAAAAUAAAGUAAAUUUAAUAAAUUAUUUAAAUAUAAAUUUUAAUUCAAUAAUUAUCAUAAAAUUAAAAUCUAUAAAAUAAAUAUAGCGCAAAUUAAUUUAUUUAUUUAUUAAAUAAGUUGAAAAGAGUAAAUAAUAAUAUUCUUAAUUUUUUUCUCAUUUUUUUUUUGUUUUUUAUUACUUUUAUGUUAAAUAAUUUUUAUUUUCAAAAUAAGACAAAUAUUAAUUUAAACAUAAUUAAGGUUCUUAAUAAAAUUUAAAAAAAAUCAUUUUUGUUUCUACUUUUUAUUUAUUGUUUUAUUAUUAUUUACUUUAUUUAAAAACUCUAAAAAAGUAAAGAAAUAAAAAUGUUCAUUAUAAUUCGGAAUUUAAAAUGAGUUUCGUAUUUUGUUAAUAAAAAUAAUGGAAUAAUAAUAUUCAAAUAUUUAAAUAAAUAAUAAACAGUCAAAAUAAUCGCCCCCGAACUCGAAAAAUUAUCGCCAAGGACCGGGCAAAGUGUUCGCAAUUUCUUGCUAAAACAACAACUUUACAACAAAAAGUGCUAAAGUUCGCAAAAAAUAAAUUUUACCUAUAGUUGCAUAUAUACAUCUAAACUCACAUACAUACACACUACAUUUACGAAAAAUUAAAAUACAUACAAUUUCUAUAUUCUUUAAUAAUUAAGUUUAUACUUUUAAUUAUGUAUGUGUAUGUACAGCAGUAAUGAAAAGAAAACUGAAAAAAUAAACAAAAUAUGUUAAUUGACCAGAAAUCUUAUGUACAUUACAUAAUGCAUACAUUGAAUAAUAUAUAAUAUUAUAUAAUAUAAUUUAUCCAUCUGAAAAGAUCAUUAAUGUUACUUUUCUUUGUUGAAUGCAUUGUAAUAUCGCAACAGAAAAUUAUUCAAUAAAAUUUAUAAGAGAAACAUAUAAAAA